This is a messenger RNA of Pseudomyrmex gracilis, 629 nucleotides long. It is a transcript of the gene Bet1, whose product is annotated as BET1 homolog. Gene Ontology annotation, molecular function: SNAP receptor activity. Gene Ontology annotation, cellular component: SNARE complex; Golgi trans cisterna. Gene Ontology annotation, biological process: endoplasmic reticulum to Golgi vesicle-mediated transport; vesicle fusion with Golgi apparatus. Bases 207 to 548 code for a protein of 113 amino acids. The record is from RefSeq and is a predicted model, not a curated record. The transcript has 4 exons. NCBI's taxonomy places the organism in Eukaryota, Metazoa, Arthropoda, Insecta, Hymenoptera, Formicidae.
CUCGUGGGAUUACACGUCACUUCAUGCGAUCGUGACAGUUGUCAACAGUUUGUAACGUGUGUAUUUAUUGACAUAGAUUAUAUUUUGUACGUCCUGGCACACUGCGGAUUUUUCAAGCACGUGGUGAAUAAUUGAUAAUAAAACCGCUCGAACAUCAAUUUUGUCUGUAUUGAUUUGUUCGAUAAGCUGCCAAGAUUGCUAACAAAAUGCGACGGGCUCAUUCGAGUGGUUAUGGCUACGAGCCAUUACCAAGUACAUCUACAGGCAAUGUCAUAGAAGAUGAAAACGAAAGAAUGACUGAUGAGUUAAGAGACAAAAUUCAUGCCUUAAAAUCACUGUCUAUUGAUAUUGGUACUGAAGUAAAAUAUCAAGACAAGCUCUUACACGAUAUGGAUGAAGAUUUCGAAAGAACAGAUAGUUCGUUAACCAAUUCAGUGGCGCGUGUUUUGCGUCUAGCUAAGGCAGGUCACAAUCGUUACAUCCUGUACUUGUUCCUCUUUUCUAUAGCAGUAUUUUUUGUGUUGUGGAUAGUCUUGAAAUUUAAAUGAUUUUUACAUAAGGUCCAUAUCCCAAUAACACUGACGUUCAAGGGAUGUCCAUUGAAUAUUCUUUGGAUAUUGCAAUAUAUA